UCUUCAAACUUACAACAUCACAUCAAGAUGGGUCGCGGUCCAAAGAAGCAUCAGAAACGCCUCAGUGCGCCUUCACACUGGCUGUUGGACAAGCUCUCGGGCGCCUAUGCCCCGAAGGCGUCCCCUGGGCCUCAUAAAACGCGCGACUGCCUUCCCUUGAUCGUCUUCCUUCGAAACCGCCUGAAGUAUGCCCUGAACGGCCGUGAGACCAAUGCUAUCUUGAUGCAACGUCUGAUCAAGGUCGAUGGCAAAGUCCGUACCGACGUUACCUAUCCUGCCGGUUUCAUGGAUGUCAUCUCCAUUGACAAGACUGGCGAACACUUCCGUCUGAUCUACGAUACCAAAGGUCGAUUCGCCGUCCACCGAGUCGAACAAGCUGAGGCAGAAUACAAACUUGGCAAGGUCAAGCGUGUUCAACUUGGUAGAGGAGGAAUCCCAUACUUGGUUACGCAUGAUGCUCGCACUAUCCGAUUCCCAGACCCGGCCAUCAAGGUCAACGAUACCGUCAAGAUCGAUCUUGCGACUGGAAAGAUCACGGACUUCAUUCGAUUCGAUACUGGUGUGAUCGCCAUGGUUACUGGUGGUCGUAACAUGGGUCGUGUUGGUGUCAUCACUCACCGUGAGAGACAUGAUGGUGGUUUCAACAUCGUUCACAUCAAGGACGCCAUUGACAACUCCUUCGCUACACGGGAAAGCAACGUCUUCAUCAUUGGUAAGGAAAAGCCAUGGGUCAGUCUGCCCAAGGGCAAGGGUGUCAAGUUGUCCAUCGCUGAGGAGAGAGAUCGUCGUCGUGCUGUUGCUAUGGCUCAUUAGAUUCUGUCCAUCCGCUCUGCGGUAUGAUUCACAGCUACGCGAGAGUUCCAAUGCCCUUGGAGAUAUGCAAGGACUGGAGAGCUUGAAGAUGGAAUGGAGUCUGGGGAUGUGAUAUGUGCACGCUGCACAAUGAUGGCCCGUAGCCGCUACGAGCACAAGAGUCUGUACAAGCCAGCUUUUCCGCCCGCGGAGGCUCAAGUAGGAAGGCCAAAUACCCAAAAAUUAUGCGGAACUUGCUUCGGUGCAAGGG
Molecule: messenger RNA, 1063 nt
Organism: Exophiala xenobiotica
Lineage: Eukaryota; Fungi; Ascomycota; Eurotiomycetes; Chaetothyriales; Herpotrichiellaceae
Product: 40S ribosomal protein S4
Exons: 4
Coding region: 28-813 (261 amino acids)
Biological process (GO): translation
Cellular component (GO): cytosolic small ribosomal subunit; ribosome
Molecular function (GO): RNA binding; structural constituent of ribosome
Source: RefSeq, a predicted model, not a curated record